Anolis carolinensis (green anole) is the source of this 2005-nucleotide messenger RNA. It is a transcript of the gene vstm5, whose product is annotated as V-set and transmembrane domain containing 5. The coding region runs from base 367 to 1479 and encodes 370 amino acids. The transcript is spliced from 2 exons. The record is from RefSeq and is a predicted model, not a curated record. Lineage: Eukaryota; Metazoa; Chordata; Lepidosauria; Squamata; Anolidae.
CUGCUCUCCAUAGUGUUGUGGUAUCUGCUUUGGCUCUUUCCUUCGCUACAGCCAAUGGCAUCAAGGAUCAAUAUCAGAGGGUGUGGAGGGAGAGGGCCAACCCUUUGCCACACAAUUCAGUGGAUCGUGAGGAAGCAAAUGAAAGGCACAGGGAUACUGGGUUGUGCCGAGUCUCUAGCUGCACAAACAGCCCUCAGGAUUCUUGUAGGUUGUUGCUGAUGCUGAUGUUGCAGCAUGUGGAAGAGGAGAAAGGGGCAAAUGCUCUGCCCGCCACAGCAUCUCUUCACCCUGGCACACACCUGAAAUUUGACCUAUGGCUUUGGAAGCUUAGUUAAAUGAGCUCUGGCAAGCAUUUUGUGCUUUCUGAUGAGGCCUCUUGCUUGUCUGCAAGCCUGCAGACAAGGUAUACCACUAGGAGUCAUGACCUUUUGCCUGAUGGCCGUGUGGACCUUCCAAGCCCAAGGACAGGAAGUAUCAUUGAGAGUCUCUCAACCCAAUGUGAACACCACCGUGGAAAAGGACAUUUUGCUCUCUAUUGCCUAUACUUGUGAAAGUAUCCCCAUCAUUGAGUGGAAGCACACAUCUCCCAGGGGCACUGUGAAAAUAGCGGAGUGGAAACCGGAAAGUUAUACCAACAUCUCCAGAGGUUUUGAAGACAGAGUGAAUGUUUAUGAAAAUGGUUCCCUCCAACUGUUGAAGGUGGAUCUGAGAGAUUCCGGUUAUUACUUGGUCACAGUGAGAGAUGAGUUUGGAAUCACUGUCUAUGGCACCAUCCUGCUAAAUGUUUAUGGUAUGAAAAUGAUUUUUUGUCGGAUGCUAAAACAUUUCUAUUCUCUUUGGUCUGGAAAAUUGAAAAGUUACAUUUUUGGACUACAGUUUGCCAUAAUCCACAGUUACAAUGGCCAUUCGUUUGUUCAAAUCAUGGAGAGGACUUCUUUGUACUCCCUUCAUGUUCAGUUUCUAUGCUGGAUGCAGAUAAGCGCAGCAGAUAGUGUAGACAGUCACCUGGAUGCUAAUAGAAAGCAGUGUUCCAUGAGACCUGAGAAAGCUAUUAUUAGGAGUAACCAUGUUGGAGCAUCUCUCUUAUCUGGAUUAAACUGGUUUACUUAUACUAAUCCAUUAUCUUUGCCCUUGUACUUUGUACUUGAGAGGACACCUUUCUAUGAAUUUUUAGGUCUUCCAAAAAUAUUCUACAGAGACAUGAUAGCCAUGUAUAAAUACGUGAAGGAAAGUCAUAGGGAGGAAGGAGCAAGCUUGUUUUCUGCUGCCCUGCAGACUAGGACAUGGAACAAUGGCUUCAAACUACAGGAAAGGAGAUUCCACCUGAACAUCAGGAAGAACUUCCUCACUGUGAGGGCUGUUUGGAAGUGGAACUCUCUCCCCGGGCUGUGGUGGAAGCUCCUUCUUUGGAGGUUUUUCAGCAGAAACUGGAUGGUCAUCUGUCAGGGGUGCUUUGAAUGCGAUUUUCCUGCUUCUUGACAGGGGGUUGGACUGGAUAGCCCACGAGGUCUCUUCCAACUCUAUGAUUCUAUGACUUCCUCUGGAAGCUGACCAUAGAAUCACACUGAAAGAGUUAAGAAAUUUCCAGAGGUGUUUUCUCUAGUGAUCUCUACAUCCUCCAUCAUGUCCAGAGGAAGCUGACUGUAGGGUCACACCAGAGGACUGCAAGAUUCUUAGAGAAAACAUUUUAAUCAAAUCUAUGAGUAAUCGAAACUGCAAAUGUGAAGGGAACUGUACUUGCAGUUUGUUGGUAAAAUAGCAGAGGAUUGCUUUUCUAACAUUUGAUCCUUCCCACACACUUGAGCAAUUAUUUAUAAAUACAGUAUUAAUAAUCAUCAUUGUAGCCAAUAAUAAAUUAGCUGUUGUUGGCAGCAUUAGCUAUGCUUGAACUCCUUAAGAAAGGCAAUUUAAAAUAUAAAAAAAGCAAAAAAAACCAUCCCCCGGAGGACUCUGUUGCACAUGAAAAUCAGGAAAGGUGGUUCCAGUAGGAAGGGAAGAAAUUAUA